Postia placenta MAD-698-R-SB12 is the source of this 725-nucleotide messenger RNA. RefSeq lists its product as hypothetical. Lineage: Eukaryota; Fungi; Basidiomycota; Agaricomycetes; Polyporales; Adustoporiaceae. Gene Ontology annotation, cellular component: P-body; RNA polymerase II, core complex. The record is from RefSeq and is a predicted model, not a curated record. The transcript has 5 exons. Gene Ontology annotation, biological process: transcription initiation at RNA polymerase II promoter; nuclear-transcribed mRNA catabolic process, deadenylation-dependent decay; positive regulation of translational initiation. Bases 1 to 405 code for a protein of 134 amino acids. Gene Ontology annotation, molecular function: translation initiation factor binding; nucleotide binding.
AUGACCCCACGCCUUCGCCAUAGACCGCAGGUUGAAGAGGAGGAUGCCUCCGUCCUCAAGCUUGGACCCGAGUUCAACAAUGCCGGUUGUCUACUGAUUUCGGAAGUGAAGUACUUGUUGGAGAACAGAGACAAGGACGCACCAGACACUGCUGUCUACAACAAGACGCUUGAGUAUGUCAAGACAUUUGCGAAAUUCAAUACCACGGAUUCUGCCAGUGCAGUCCGAGAGACUUUGAGAAGAGAACCAGCACUUACGCAAUUUGAAACUGCGCAAAUUGCCAACCUAUGUCCCGUCGAUGCCGAAGAAGCAAAGAGUGUUGUACCGAGUCUCGUCAAGAUAGACGACGACAGACUCAAUGCCUUGCUUGUCGAGAUCCAGACAAUGAGAAAGUUUCAAACAUAACACGUCACGAUCAUGUGUCUGUGCACAUACAUUGUGUCCAUGCUCACGGUUUAUAUCCCUCUCUUCAUCCGCCAUGUGUUUGAAGCCACACAAUUUGCCUCCGUCUCCGGAGGGUCUACGUGCUCAGCACGCAUAUCGUCUUCUUCACGAAUCGCGGGGAUUGUUGGCUCGCAGCACACGGACGUAUGGCACCUCCUUCCUGUCCGAAAGAAAGGGUCGUCGGCAACUAGGCCAGAGAAAAAGAACCCUGCAUCGUGUAGCUGUGUAGGUCAGGGGAUAGCCAUGACCCAACCCUCAAUCACAUUUGUUCAUUCAUUGGC